This is a messenger RNA of Pseudonaja textilis, 2429 nucleotides long. Lineage: Eukaryota; Metazoa; Chordata; Lepidosauria; Squamata; Elapidae. The record is from RefSeq and is a predicted model, not a curated record.
CGCCCCUCGACACAAAACCAGACUCUUCCCCGUACCGCUCUCUGUGUCAGCUCUCUCUUUUUUUUCCCCUUUCUCUACGCAGAAUUCCUCUGCCUGCCCCUCUUCCCUGGCCUUCCCUGCCCGCUGCCCAUCGCCCACUUCAGGUGUCAAUCGUUUAGCCCAGGGCCACAUACCAGCCAGCCCAAGGAUGGAGAAAGGAAGCCCAGGUGUCACCAGGAGUACUUGGAGCAAUUCUCUACCCAGGAACGAUCCUCUGAGACUCCCUGGGCAAAGUCCCUUUCUUGACUCUUCGGAAAUCCUUCUUGAUAGUCCUCCCAAGAGAGAUGAGAAGAAGAUGAAAGCUGCUCGCCUCAAAUUUGAUUUCCAAGCAGAGUCGCCAAAAGAACUGACCCUGCAGAAGGGGGACAUUGUGUACAUCCACAAAGAAGUAGAUAAAAACUGGCUUGAAGGAGAACACCACGGCAGGGUGGGCAUUUUCCCUGCUAAUUACGUGGAGGUCCUGCCUCCAACCGAAAUUCCCAAGCCCAUCAAAGUGCCCUCCCUCCAAGUCUUGGAGUAUGGGGAAGCAGUGGCCCAGUACAACUUCAAAGGAGACUUGGCGGUAGAGUUGUCCUUUCGAAAGGGUGAACAUAUCUGCCUUGUCCGUAGGGUAGACGAGAACUGGUAUGAAGGUCGCAUCUCUGGCACAAACCGCCAGGGUAUUUUUCCAGCCAACUAUGUCCAGGUGGUGAAAGAGCCAAGGGUGAAGAAUUCGGAGGAAUAUCCUUCCUCCCCGGGCCUCCCGGGCCAUGCCAGCUCGUCCCCCCAGGCACAGGCGCCCAGUCUGGGCAGUAGGUGGCAGUCUGAGACUUCCCCUUCAAACCUGCCAAACGCUCUGGCACCAGACCUGCUCGCCUCCUCUUCCUCCUCUGCCUCUUCUGGAUUCACAUUUCCCAUCUCUCCAAAGUUUGAAAACCCCGAGACCAUGACUCACAGAAUCCAGGGCGCACUCAGAGCUGGCUCUUUCAGUCCCCAGAGUCGAAGCCCUGGGAAAAUGUCCAGUGGGAGCCCCCAGCCUCUCACAUCUGUCCAGAUGAAGGACCCGCCACGCCCUGUUCCUCCUCUGUUGACUUCCCAAGCACGGCCUUCCAUUCCGCCACAGAAUUCCGCCCUGGAAGCGGCGUUUUCCCCCACUUCAAAGCCGCGGAGCCCCCCCCACGCCUCCAGAGACCAGUCCCCCUCCGGCAUCCAGUGGACUCCGUACCAAGCUCUCUACCAUUACCGACCUCAGAACGAAGAUGAAUUGGAGCUUCAGGAAGGUGAUCGCGUAGAUGUGAUGCAACAGUGCGAUGAUGGAUGGUUUGUGGGGGUCUCUAGAAGGACGCAGAAAUUUGGCACUUUCCCUGGGAAUUACGUUACUCCCGUGUGACCAGCAGCUGUCUCAUCCAUGCGAUUGAAUCAGAAUCUUCUGCUCCUGGGAUCUUGCCUUCUUGGAGAAGCACCCACGAUCAACAGAUAUGAAAGUAAAGAGUAUAAAAGACAUGGUCUGAAAGCUAAUAUUCCCCCACCCCACCCCCAAGAUAUGUCUUGUUUGCCAGCUGGAGUCUGUACUCCUUGACUUGGUAUCUUCUGCACCUUGGCUUUCUCGAAGGAGACGAUUACAACCCACUUUCUAUUCCCAGUAUUUAUGAACCAUCACUAAUUCCAGCAUUCCCAUGACAGAUGUGGGUUGAACAGAACGUACUGGCCUCUUGUUUCUCUUAAACCUGGGGAUUCCAUGUUUUGGCCAGUUCUUACAACCGCCUUGGAAAGUGGAGAUGAGCAUUCUCUACCGUUGAGCCUAUGCUAAUUCUUCCCUCCAGAAAAAAAAAAUGUGUUUUUCUUGAAAGUACCAUGGUUGGAAAGCUUGGCCUAGAACCCAAAAUCCCAACGCAACAGAUGAACGGACUGGGUUACCUGACUUACACAACCUCGGUGUGUGCCCCAUAGGAAUCUCUGGGCCUUUCCACCAAGAGAUUGUGCCCUUUGCCUAAAGUCUGGGGACUAAAGAUUCUCAGUCCUCCAAGUCAUGUUUGUCCCAAAGGUACUUUAUUUUUUCUUCCCAAAAGGCAACUGGACUUUCUUGGGUUUGUUUUUUUUCCCUUCUUUGAAGUCGUUUUGCUUUUUCAUCCAUGCAGCUCCUUCAGUUCUGACUGAAUUUACUUAACGCAGGCGGAUAAGCUGGAGGGUUACCAGCACUCACAUUUUUGUAUCUUGCCUAACCUCUCUCAAAGCCUCGGGGGCUGAACUUUGAUCUGAAUCACCCUUCCAUACAAAGACUCCGGUAGAACUUUGAUCUAAAUAACGUAACCGCCGUCCUCUUUCAUGCUCAGCCCCGCAGGCAGAAGCACUUUCUGUGGUUUGGGUUUGACACAAGCUGAGGGCGAUCGGCUGAAGGGGCGAUCAAGAUA